Molecule: messenger RNA, 3008 nt
Organism: Labrus mixtus (cuckoo wrasse)
Lineage: Eukaryota; Metazoa; Chordata; Actinopteri; Labriformes; Labridae
Gene: mtnr1al
Product: melatonin receptor type 1A like
Exons: 2
Coding region: 1233-2297 (354 amino acids)
Biological process (GO): G protein-coupled receptor signaling pathway
Cellular component (GO): membrane
Molecular function (GO): melatonin receptor activity
Source: RefSeq, a predicted model, not a curated record
AGUGUGUGGGGCAGAUUUACGCACACACUCCAAUUUACACAAAGCUACAGCAGCAAGAGAAAAGAGAGAGAGAGAGAAACCGGAAAGGAGAAAAAAAGAGGAGAGAGGGAGAGCGUGCGCAUGAUGGUUGGAUGGUUAUAAGGCACGUAAACCUCCUCAAAGACGCUCAGAGCUCAAGUUGCAUCUCGCACGUGCGAAUCUGAAUGAACGUGAGGCCGGCAGAGCGAGACAGAGCGGCAAAUUAAAGUGAAUGAAGCAGGAAUCACGCGGAUUUGUGAAUGAAACACCAGAGAGGAAACAUCACUCCAGCUGCUGGACAGGUCUCGAUUCACACAAAAAUGACCUGAGAAGCUUCAGUUCUGCAUUUUUGUUUUCAUUUUCAUUCUUUUUAAAUGGGGACUGGACUUUAGACUGGCCGCGUGUCACCUGCUUUUAAAGACUUUUGUUGCAUUUUCUUCCUUUGUGUCCAGGAGAUUUGUUGAGCGCACAUUUCUAGAGUACUCCUCUGUCGGUUUUUGUGUGCUCGUCCACAGAGGUGUCGAAGUGAAGAAAGUGGGACAUGUCAAAGAUAACACCGCGCUAUAGUGUCCUAGAACUGCUCUGCUUUGCGCAGUGUGGAGACACGGGCGCUUAAAGGACGCUUCGCCCCGGUGCCAUUGCGCGCAGCAAAGCGCACAGCUCCCCGUGCUUACAGCUGCAUCAAGGCGGAAAGAAAAGAGGGCUAAAGCUUCCCCAAAAACCCGGAAUCACAAGAACCACAAGUGGAAGACGAGACGUAUUUAAUGUGUCUCCCUUUCUUUCUGUGCUAAAAGCCAGAUGUGUAGGCUAGUACACAAGUAACAUAAGGAGGAUUUACAAAGUUUUUAAAGUUCAUAUUAGGGUUCAUUGGGAUGCGGAGUCGCUGAAGCUCUGAGCUCGCUGUAUUAUUGUGAAAGUGUCUCACAGUUUGUCACACUGUAUCAGCUGUUUCCUGGUCAUGUGUCACAUCUCUGGUGCGGGUCCGGUCGCAAACCCUCUCCAUCUUCCUCUCCUCCCAGCUGCUCGUUUACUGUGAAGUUGCUGUGGCAGCAUUGGACUCUAAAAAGCUCUGAAGUGUGGUCAAAACCACAAGAUAUAAAGUAAAAAAAAAAACAUGUAUGUCACUCAGCAUUAACAAUGACGUCAGUACAUGGACAGAGUUCCCAUCAGCGCCCAAACUCUGACUGACACUUUCCGGUCAGCUGUGCGUUAUUAUGUUGAAUGGACCCUCCUUCCGCAGCCACGACCCGAUGCGACUCGUCGACCCGAGGCACCUCCCGCAACUGAUGUCCCUGGAGGACCAUGAGCCCACCAUGGUGGAGGGGACGCUGGGGCCCCGCAACUCGUCGCCGACAGGGGAAGAGGGGGCCCCAGGUCAGCACCACCAGUCCUUCCCCUGGGUGGUAACCCUGCUGGCCGGCGUGCUGAUCACGACCAUCGUGGUGGAUGUUAUCGGGAACAUGCUGGUCAUCGUGUCCGUGUUCAGAAACAGGAAACUCAGGAAAGCAGGAAAUGCCUUCGUGGUGAGUCUUGCUCUGGCUGACUUGGUAGUCGCCCUCUAUCCCUACCCGCUGGUGUUGACCGCCAUAUUCCACGAUGGCUGGAUUGCCGGCUACAUCCACUGUCAGAUCAGCGGCUUCCUUAUGGGCCUCAGCGUCAUCGGCUCCAUCUUCAACAUCACGGGCAUAGCCAUCAACCGCUACUGCUACAUCUGCCACAGCCUUAAAUACGACAAACUCUUCUCCAACAGCAACACGAUGUGUUACGUUGUGCUCGUCUGGGCGCUCACCAUCAUCGCCAUCGUGCCCAACUGGUUCGUGGAGUCGCUGCAGUACGACCCGCGGGUGUACUCCUGCACCUUCGCCCAGUCAGUGAGUUCGCUCUACACCAUCACGGUAGUGGUGGUGCACUUCAUUCUGCCAAUCAGCAUCGUGACCUACUGCUACCUGCGCAUCUGGAUCCUGGUCAUCCAGGUGAGGCGGAGGGUGAAGCCUGACUCACGGCCAAAGAUCAAACCACACGACCUCCGCAACUUCCUCACCAUGUUUGUGGUGUUUGUGCUUUUCGCCGUCUGCUGGGCGCCACUGAACCUGAUUGGCCUGGCAGUGGCACUGGACUCGAGGCUGAGCCGGGCGAUACCUGAGUGGCUCUUCACAGCUAGCUACUUCAUGGCGUACUUCAACAGCUGCCUCAACGCCGUCGUCUAUGGCGUCCUGAACCACAACUUCAGGAAGGAGUACAAGAGGAUCGUCCUGAUCAUCUUCAAGUUUCACUGCUGAGACGAUUUGCUAACGGGGAGGCUUGGGGACAGGUCAUUUUAACUUUUGAGAAAAGAAAAGGCUGCUAUGAAGGGAUGAAAGAAGAGGAUUCUGACCUUAACAGGAGAGAAAGACAAAAGGGGAAGGAAAAUAUUUGAGGAAGAAGACACACCUCUUUGUAUGCAAGAGGGAAAUGGAAGAACUCAAAUAGCUGGAGGAAAGGAGGGUGGAUAAGAUGUGAAAUAAAUGAUGCCACACUGAGAGCUAUCAGUGAUGCCUUCAGGGAACUAGAGAGACUUCAGAAGAACAGCGAGGGAAUCUCCUAACUUAGUAACGUGUUUUAUCAUAACUUCCUUGGGUACUUUUCCAAUUUUUGUCAAAAUAAAAGAAUUUAAUUUAUUAUUAUUUAUUGUCUUAAAUAUCCUGUUGGAUUAUUUUAAUGUUGUAAGAAUCUUUUCAAACUAUGAUCAAGUUGACGGUCAUCUUGGUGAGGACCUGUGAGUUUACAGUCAUUACUUUGGUAUUUUAAACUUGACAUUCUUCGGGACAACAAGCCAAACUCUCGCAUGGACACAGAAAGAAGAAGACCAAACAAUGGAUGGAGGGGCAACACAGGUAUCAAAAGGGUUGUUGAACGAAUGUUAACCCCAAUUUCUAGCAAAGACAAAACUGAAAUUUGACAAAAUCUACCAGGAACUAAAGAUAGAGAGGGGCUCUGGUCCUUUUAAGUUC